Guyanagaster necrorhizus is the source of this 1496-nucleotide messenger RNA. RefSeq lists its product as uncharacterized. The annotation marks the transcript as partial. Lineage: Eukaryota; Fungi; Basidiomycota; Agaricomycetes; Agaricales; Physalacriaceae. Gene Ontology annotation, molecular function: zinc ion binding. The record is from RefSeq and is a predicted model, not a curated record. The transcript has 3 exons.
CUUGAUUUGACUGGUUGCAGCUCGUCGACCUUGAUCAGCAUUUUCACGAAUACUCGGAAUCUAUUUUGCUCUACCGUCGACGAGCAUAUACUAAUAACAACACUUGGCUGGUACUCGUAGUGCAUUAAGGCCAGUUGUUGACCGCCAACUUGACAUGAACGUCCUUGGCGUGCGGGGAUUGAAGAUUGCCCCUUGCCCCUUGACGGUUAUCACCAGAAUAAAGAUACAAAGCUGGAUUUUCUAGGUCGGCCAUCAUCACUCAUGAUUCCCAGCCAUAUCAACUGUGAUUCCUGUUCUCAGGCCAUCUUACCGUCCAAGCCACGGGUUCACUGCCUCACCUGUGCCGACUACGACUUGUGUGCUGAUUGUGCUCUCGGCGAACGAUUUACACGCCAACACGACUCGUCUCAUCGCACCCAGAUAUACAGGUUCAGUGGAGGAGGCGACUUGCCGCCCUCAUUGUCAGAGACUGUAUCCUUGACCUAUACUGUUCCUGUUCGUCUCUCUCCAACUUCCAGCAGUCCUCCGCCUCUCCCACCGCGUAGGCAAUCAUCAGGCCCACCGCCCCCAUUACCACCGAGGCCCAACUCUGGUAGCAGUGCAUCAGAAAGUCCUAGCGCAGUCCCACCAUCUCCACGUAUUCCCCCCACUGAUCCACCAAACGUCACCGCCGAUCGUAGCGAGAUGCUAGCUUGGGGCCCGUUGUUCGACGAUUACAUGAAUGUCACUGCCGUCGGCGACGUGUUCUUCAACACGAUCUUCACAUUUCUAGACCCGUCGUAUACUGGGUAUCUCACCCCCGAAGCAUACUCGCGGUUCUUGGAUGAUCAAGGGUACCUACUUCACGAGAACGUCUGGAAAUCAAACCUCGUUGUGGAUACUAUGUACGGUGGUUCCGAGGAGAACAUGGCGGACAAGGCACUGAGAAACGCCUACGACCUCUUUUCCAUCGAGCACGUCCUCAAGCAUAGACACAACCCACCGGGAUCCACAACUCCCUCCGUAACAACCCAGCUACAGGGUCUAUUCGGGAACGCAUUUAAUCCGGCAAUGAUGAGUUCCGCUCCCCUCCAGACUUUGAGUUCUCAGAUGCCCCUCCUUACACGGAAGGGUUUCAUCGACAUAACAACCGUCGAGGUCCUCUCUGACCCAUCGAGAGCCUGGGGGAACCUCUCACGCGUGUUGAGAGCGUACGAGCUAGAGCCGUUCCGUGGACGGGGGGACAUGCCGCGGAGUGUAUUGCCAGAGGCGGCAAACCAGAGAAUGCUCGAGCGGGUACGAGCUAUUUCGAGCUUUGCAAAGGUGAGGGGAGAGCAGCAAUUGGUGUCGGCGAUGGAGUUACGACGUCAAGGAAGGGAGAACGCUCUUGAUCUUGUUGGGGAUGCACGGUACCGAUAUGUAUAUAGAUAAACCGAAAUCAGGUGAAAUGUACUUGUAGCUGUAGAAAUAGCCUUAGUGUAGUGUAUUAUUUAACAUGAAUCAUGUCUUUAGUCUAC